GGACGUACAACAUGACUCCUGCUGACCAAACAUUGCUGGUGGUCGUGUGCUGAGAACUCAUCAUUACCUGUAGAAGCAAAUUCCAGAGCGGUGAAGGGGUUGAUAGGAGCGUCGUGAUCAGCAUCAGGAUGAUAAAUAUCACAGUCAACUACGUCGUGUUAUUUGGCAGACGUAUCACUAGUACUACGAUUUAAAUAAACAAUCACCUACAUUGGAAUGCUGAUAACACUUCAACACUUCAUCCGCUGUGGAAAUACACGUACACUGUGUCGUGGAUAUAUUGGAUGAGAGUGUACUCAUGUGAGCAACAUCACAAUCAAAUAAGGUUGUGGAGCGGUUAUGACGUAUUGUGGCUUCCUACUGCUAGGAGUUUGUGGACUUGCUCGUUAUCUCUACCCAACCUCGAUCAUCCUGCGGUUCUACAGAGAGCUAAGCUCAGUAACCCACGCUGUAGGCCUGCUCUGCCUGGCCCUGGUCUCACUGCAAGUUCACAACUUGAUAGAGAUCCCGGACACUAAUCCUUCUCCUCACGUCCUACUCCUCCUCUCCUUCCUAGCUUCAAGGUUACUUUUCGGAGCUUGGUUUGACGAUGUGAUGACGAAAUUCUUGUGGGCUUCUAGUGCUCUCAUAAUGUUCUACACAGCCAUCAAAGCGCGACAUUGGCUUGAAAUGAUUGGACCUACUUUCCUCUUCACUUCAUUCUUCACCUUCUAUUUUAACCGGACGUUUACUGAUAACAGAGUGAUACUAGGUAUCAGUGAUCUGGUGUGGUACUUACUCCUCCUGAACAUUUCCCUUCUUCUUAUUGGUCACUCUCUGUUCGCUGUACACGAUCACUGAGAAACAUUUUCCUUCACUGUGUCCAGGGAUUAAAGUUUAUAUAGAAUCGGCUAUUUCAGAACCCAUAAAGUGUAAGGGUGUUUCAAAGUGUGUUUUCAAGUUCAAUUAUUAUUCCUUGUAUAAUUGUCUAUUAAUUUCUUUGAUUCUUUUUUGUUGAUCAUGAUCUCACUUACACUACGUACUACUACUUUGCGUUGAUA
Messenger RNA from Bolinopsis microptera, 1040 nucleotides. RefSeq lists its product as uncharacterized. The transcript has 9 exons. NCBI's taxonomy places the organism in Eukaryota, Metazoa, Ctenophora, Tentaculata, Lobata, Bolinopsidae. The record is from RefSeq and is a predicted model, not a curated record. The coding region runs from base 340 to 840 and encodes 166 amino acids.